CUGCUCAGCUCGGCAGGGCUUCCCAUUCUGGCCGAGCCUCCGUUACUUGCGCUUCCGUGUUGUGAGGCGAUUGUCGCUCAGUUAUUGCCCUGUGUCCUUGUACUUUUUACUCUCCCCUCGUAGCUUUGCUCUGUCGCCUAGUUCUCCGUGAGCUCUUCACCUUUGCCUUCAUGUUAUCUAGUCACCUAAUUAUCUGAACUCCCUACAGAGAAAGGCUUUCUGUACAGGUUUAUCUAAGCAUCUGCUAUUCAGUCUUUGGCUCCCUUCCGUGCAGCCUUUAGGGUCGUGCAAUUUACAACCACACAAAUGCCCCUCAGAAUAACAAAAAGGCGUUAGUCGGGGUAUUGCAGGUAGCCGAUAAAAGCGAACUCCCUAUUUAAGGGGUGUUUCUCUAUUGCGCCAUUGGUGAGCGCUAUACCUGUACAAGUCAGUGUUACCUUGUCGGCAUCACCUGUCGCUCCCAGCAAUGCGUCUUCUCCAUCGCCUCCUGGUUUGCACUCUGCGGGGACUAAGUUGGGCCUUGUUAGGCUUCAUCCGACUGCUGUCUGUGUUCUCCCGGGACCCCCCAUGCCCAGAUCCCCCACUAGACCCUCUGCUUUUCAUCCCGGCUACAAAACUGGCAGAUAAGAUCCGCCGCAGGGAGCUGCAGAGCAGUGCUGUGGUACAAGCCUUUAUUUCAAGAAUACGACAGGUCAAUCCAGCGCUCAAUGCAGUGGUGUGUGAGCGAUUUGAUCAAGCUCUACAAGAGGCAAGGAAUGUUGAUGAAUUGGUUUCAUCUGGAACUGAGAAUGAAGAAACCCUUAGGGAAAAAUAUCCCCUACUUGGGGUCCCUUUUACUGUUAAGGAAGCAUUUGCUCUACAGGGCAUGCCACAGAGUUCCGGGCUUCUGUCUCGACGGUUUGUGUGCUCUCAGUCUGACGCAGUGGUGGUAUCACGGAUAAAAAGUGCAGGAGGAAUCCCACUGGGAGUGACUAACUGCAGUGAAUUGUGCAUGUGGUAUGAAUCCAGUAACAAAGUAUAUGGCAAGACCAGGAACCCCUAUAACCCCCAGCAUAUAGUUGGUGGCAGCUCUGGGGGUGAAGGCUGUAUUCUCGCAACUGCUGGUUCAGUGAUUGGAGUGGGCUCAGAUAUUGGUGGCAGUAUACGAAUGCCAGCAUUCUUUAAUGGUAUAUAUGGACACAAGGCCACUGCAGAUAUUGUCCCUAAUGAUGGCCAAUUCCCUAUUGAUGAUGGUUGCCGCCGUGAAUUCCUUUGCACUGGUCCUAUGUGCAGAUAUGCAGGAGAUUUGAUUCCUCUUUUAAAAGUGAUGGCAGGAGAGUCAGCUGGCAGACUGCAUCUUGACAGAGAGGUCAAACUGAGCAGUCUAAGGUUCUUCUCUAUGGAGCAUGAUGGGGGCAGUCCAAUUGUGUCUGCAGUGGAUAAAGAGCUAGUCCAAGCUCAGAGACGGGUUGUUGAACACUUAGAGCGGGAGCUUGGGGUAACUGUCCAACAGGUGUCGAUAUACAACCUACGUUACUCUUUUCCGAUCUGGUCUGCAAUGAUGUCACAAGAUGGUGGAGAGGAACAGAGUUUUGCGGAUUUGAUGGGUGAUGGUAAAGGCUUUUGGCCUUUUUGGGAGCUUUUAAAAUGGAUGUUCGGUAUUUCCAAGCACACCCUGCCAGGAAUAGCUCUCGCUCUUACUGAGAAGAUGGCCCAUUGGAAUACACAAGGAAAUGAGAAUAUGAUAAAAAAAGCCAGGAGUUUGAGGCAGGAGAUUAGCACCAUGCUGGGGGAUGAUGGAAUCUUGAUUUAUCCUUCACAUCCCAAGAUUGCUCCAAGGCAUCAUGAGCCUAUUGCAAUGCCAUUCAAUUUUGCUUAUACUGGAAUUUUCAACGUUCUAGCUCUUCCUGUCACUCAGUGCCCGGUAGGUCUUAGUCGGGACGGAUUGCCCCUAGGAAUACAGCUUGUUGCAUCUCACUAUAAUGACCGUUUAACUCUUGCACUUGCUCAGUAUCUGGAAAAGACUAUGGUUGGCUGGAUACCACCUGGAAGCAACACGGGACCAAACUAAAAGAAUCUGCUGUAAGAAGCUUUAUCUCCCAAGAUUUUCAAUGUGAGAGCUAUCGGCAGUUAAAUGUGGACAUGGCUUUGAGGACAAACGUGGACACAAAAUAAUCUUGAAUGAAUGCUAAGUUCGAAUAAAUAAUACUGUUUGUGUAUUUUAAUUAAUACCCCACAAUCCCAAUUGUUUUUCUUUUUACAAUGGGAAAAAUAAUGUGGUCCAAACAGGUAGUGAACACUGCUCUAAUUUGCCCUUAAAAUGAUGUGGCAGUGCUGCUUAAUUAAGCUAAAUACUAAAGAGACUUUGAA
Molecule: messenger RNA, 2349 nt
Organism: Xenopus tropicalis (tropical clawed frog)
Lineage: Eukaryota; Metazoa; Chordata; Amphibia; Anura; Pipidae
Gene: faah2
Product: fatty acid amide hydrolase 2
Exons: 10
Coding region: 467-2050 (527 amino acids)
Source: RefSeq, a predicted model, not a curated record